Messenger RNA from Anopheles nili, 1446 nucleotides. RefSeq lists its product as uncharacterized. Bases 77 to 1315 code for a protein of 412 amino acids. Lineage: Eukaryota; Metazoa; Arthropoda; Insecta; Diptera; Culicidae. The transcript has a single exon. The record is from RefSeq and is a predicted model, not a curated record.
UCUGUCGUUCAGAAGCACGCUAUUUAGCAGCUUAGUUGGGCAACGAUACAGAUUGAAAGCAACGUGUGAUAAAAACAUGGUAGUGGCAACCCUUUUGAUACUUAUUGGCAGUUGGUCAGCAUUUUCUGAUGCUUUACCACAAGUUGGUGACCCAUUUCAAGAUGAACCGGAUCAAUGUGAGAUCAAAGUGAGCACAGAGAUGCUACAGUCACUAACGGAUUCUAUACGCAUGGAGAUGCUCUGUGAUAACCUCUUCACCAACUUAUUGCAACACUUCCACGACACGCGGCAAAACUUGACCGAUUGUUUGGCACGAGAGGGUUCAAUUAGCGCAACUGAAACGUCUUCUACAUUCUGCCAGCUUUUGCUAGAUGAUGCACAGCGACAGAUGGAGCAGGAGCGACGCAAGUAUACGGCCGAAAUGGAGGCACAAUUGCACACUGUACAGCAGGAAGCACAAAAAUACAACGAUGAAUACGUGGCUCUGCAAGGCAACCUCAACAAUUUACUUGAAAAUCGUACAGAACUAUACUUAGAUCUAUUGCUAACCAAUAUUGCUAUAGGAGACGUCAAGCAGGCGCAUAAAUAUUAUCAUCUGUAUCUAGAAAACAAACCGGCAGAUAAACUAUACGAUCACAUCGUACGCUCAGUGUAUCGCGUAUCAAAAUAUCAAAACCAGCGCCUCAUCAAUCUAAUCCACUUUAUACGUGAAAUCAGUGACACCAAGCCAAGGGUCACUCUUUACCGCCUGGUAAAGAUAGAGAUGAUGAAGCGACCGAGCCAGCGCGAUAGCUAUCUUUCCGCUAUCUUUGCGCUUAAUGUCAACGCUGAUAGCACCGUACGAGCCGCUGAUCAGAGCCUCUUCUCAGACAUGAUGGGAAUGAUCGAAAAACGAUGGAAGGAUCAAAUAGUGGCAGGAAACUUCCAAGAAGUAGCAAACUUCGCUGGUAACCAACCAAAAUACUUCGAGCUAAUGCAAGAGCGUCUAGCAACGGUAGAUAACAAUUUAUGGCAGAAGCUUAAGUUUGACAAAUUUGUCAUGUACCCGAAUUCACUACCUCGGUCUAAUCAGCGAUUGGAAGCCUUCCAACAUAUUUUACGUCAAAUCGAGGAAAGGAGUAAGAAAAAUUCACACACAUUUUUAAUUCAGACGGCACACCAGCUGAAUAUAUGCGAAGAAUUCAUCAAAAAAAGCAACUCCGAUCAAAAAGUGAAACAAAUGCUUGAACAGAUGAAGCGCAAAUUUGCACAAUUUUCAUCAAACAAAGGUUAUGACUAUUAUUUAAAAGAGUCGCGCAAACCAUCCAAAGGAUAAAAGAGACUAGCCAACGUAAAAUACAUCCUUUUUGUAAACUUUGCAGAUAAACACAGCAGAAGUUAUUCCUAUCCAAAACGUAGUGUAGUAUUCAACAGCAAAAUAUAAUAAAAUUAUCUUCAACAACGUUG